ACAGAACAAGUACCAUUUAACUGAAUGGAAUAGAUAGUCAUACACAUGCUAUUACGGAACCAAGGAUUUUCCUUUCGUAUUCCACUGCACUCAUAGUUCUACCAUCAUGUUGUCUAUUAACACAAUCUCAAAUAAAUAACAAAAAUUAAUCAAGCUUCGUCAAUUUCUACGCUUGUUUAUAAAUUAAAGCUCAUAUUAGCAUCGUGAACAACCGUCAUUGAGAUUUUAUACUUGUGUAAGAUGAUCAUGAGUGCAGUAUACUUGAAGGAAAAAAAAUGUUGAAAAGAAGACUGAAAACAAAAAAUUAUUUCAGGAAAACGAAAGGUAACCGAAAUAAGAAAAGAAAACAAGGAGAAAAUGAGAGAAAACGUUCAGUGAAUAAAAAAAAUUAUGGAGUUUUACGUGCCAAAAUCACUUUCUGAUUAUGAGGCACGCCGUAGUGGGGUCCAUAGUGGGACCACCCGGGGUCCUUUAACAUGCACAAAAAUCUAAGUACACCAGUGUUUUCGCAUUUCGCCCCCAUCGAAAUGCGGCCGCCGUGGCCGGGAUUCGAUCCCGCGACUUCGUGCUUAGCAGCCCAACACCAUAGCCACUAAGCAACCACGGCGGGUAGUGAAUAAAAUAAAAAAAAACAUAAUUAUGCGAACAAAAAAGAAAAAGAAACACGUUAUCUAUAUAUGUCGGCAAAAAGAAGAAAAAAGAACACGUAGAAAUAAAAAUAAUAAACAACCUCUCAAGUGAAAGGAAAUGAAGAUCAACAAAUAAUUUUUUUCUCGAUGAUCGUAUCGAAAUUUUGAUGCAAAUAUAUCUUAAGUCAUGAUACAUAACAGUGUGAAUACAACUGCAGGCUGUGGAAACUGGAUGAAUUCAAAAACUUAAUCGAAUUCUCCAGUUGUAAAAAUGAAAGAGAGCAUAUUGCUCGAAGAAUGAAGACAUCACAAAGCCCGGCAGAAGUCAUCAAUAACCGAAGACAGAUGCAACAGAAGACAACAGACAAGAAAGCAGAGACACCCUCAGCAAAAAGCUUCAGCACCGAAUAAUGUGCGUCACGAAAAGUUCACAUUCAAGAUAAUUGUCGUUGUAUAACUGCAUAAAAAAGAAAAGAAGAGAAGAAAACCUGUACGUCAAAACAAUGUCGCCAUAUUAUGUAUUAUUCUAAUAUAUAUACAACAUUUCAAUAAAUUUCGCAGCUACCCGUUCUCCUGGCCCUGGUUUCACUGAGGAUAGAAGAUUCGCUCUCUCACUUUUUUUUUACACCACACAAUAUUAUUUGACUACGGUCCUUUUUAUUUAUUUAUUUUUAUUUUUGCGACUUGCCAGCCUGCAAUACUUAGGUGCAGCAGGCGGAGCUUAGUUUAUCAUUUUGGUUAUUUAACGUUAUUUUAUUAAUAAUGCUUAAUACAAUCCUUGUGUUUAUUAUAGGCAGUCUAACAUAAAUGCUUCCCCUUUCUAGGUUGACUGCAACGUUCUUAUUGUGGAGUGGCUGAAAGGAGCGGAAUUUCCUUAUUAUGCAGCAGCAGCGGCGAAUAGCCCUAUGCCCGGUGUGCUACUUUCAAAAUUGCUCCAAGACAUGGUGGAAACAUCACAGGGCAAACUGCAGCCAAAGAAUAUACAUCUCAUUGGAUUCAGCUUGGGUGCACAUGCGGCUGGCUUCUGCGCACGCCAUUUCCAUAACGCCACAAGAAAGAAGGUUGGGCGCAUAACAGGUCUAGAUCCAGCUGGUCCUUUGUUUGAAAACACGAUUGUGGCGUUGUCGAGGAAGGACGCGGAAUUUGUUGAUGUUAUACACACCGACUCGGGUAUUCUCGCAGAACUAAAACUAGGAAUCAAGGCGCCCAUUGGGCAUGUUGACUUCUACCCAAAUGGUGGGCAUGAUCAGCCAGGCUGCGAGGGUCCCACAUAUGUCGGAAGUAAUACAGACGUCGCCAUAAGAGAGCCACGCGCACCCCCCCCAGGUGUUCCUCGGGAACAUCGCCACGAAUCGCCGCCAUUGUAGAACAAAAAUUUAUUUUCGUUUACCCCAGUGAUUUCGCGUUCUGCGUUUUUGCCGAAUAAAG
Molecule: messenger RNA, 2057 nt
Organism: Dermacentor andersoni
Lineage: Eukaryota; Metazoa; Arthropoda; Arachnida; Ixodida; Ixodidae
Source: RefSeq, a predicted model, not a curated record